Messenger RNA from Phalaenopsis equestris, 1016 nucleotides. Its product is annotated as myb-related protein Zm1-like. The record is from RefSeq and is a predicted model, not a curated record. Lineage: Eukaryota; Viridiplantae; Streptophyta; Magnoliopsida; Asparagales; Orchidaceae. The coding region runs from base 50 to 916 and encodes 288 amino acids. The transcript has 3 exons.
UAGCUUCAAAACUUGGAUCAAAAGAAAUCAAGAGAGAUCUGCCAGGGCAAUGGGACGAGGCAGAGCUCCGUGUUGCCAGAAAAUUGGACUCCACAAGGGCUCAUGGACUCCACAAGAAGAUAUUCGCCUCAUCUCCUAUAUCCGCAAGCACGGCCAUGGCAACUGGCGAGCUCUCCCCAAACAAGCCGGCUUGUUGCGGUGCGGAAAAAGCUGCCGCCUUCGAUGGAUCAACUAUCUCCGCCCCGACAUCAAGCGAGGUAACUUCACCAAGGAGGAAGAAGACACCAUCAUCAAUCUCCAUGGAUUGCUCGGCAACAAAUGGUCAAAGAUAGCCUCAUGUCUGCCCGGGAGGACGGAUAACGAGAUCAAGAAUGUGUGGAACACGCAUCUGAAGAAGCGUGUAAAGCAUGAAAAUUACCCAACACAAUCACCUGAAAUCAUUGCAGCGCAGCCUGAGGCUGCCAACAAAAUCGUGAUCCCCACGGAGCCCCAACAUGACAUGUGGGACAUUCUGGACUCUGUUUUGUCUCCAAAUUUGUCUCCUUUAGCGGCACCGCCGGUCGACGAUGAUGACAUUCUCAUUGAUAUUCCGAUUGAACCGGAGCUUUGGAGUGAUGCCGCCAAUGUCGGCAGUGUGGGCGAAGAGGCCGGGAUGGCCGGCGGCCGCGGUUUGGUCGAUGAGGGCAAGAACUGGCUUGCAUACUUGGAGGAGGAGUUGGAGCUGUUUAAUGAAGCUGAAGAUGAGAGGAGGAUGGAGUUGGUUAGUAUGGAGGAUGGAGAUUUGAUGAGGGGUUACUUUCAUAAAAGGAACUCCUCUCCUUCCUCCUCCUCCUCCUCACCCUCCAUUCCAGAGCUGGUUGACUUUGAUUGUAUUGAUACCUGGUCUUUGGAUAAGUUAAGUAGCAGAGUUCGGUGAAUGAGUGGAAUGUGUAAGUUUGUAGAGACGAAAGAGUUUUCUUCCUAAAUUAUAUAAUGGGACAGUUAUGUAAACGAUGUUAAAAAGGGCUAUUUGGAUA